AUUCACAUUUGGAGCAUAUUUGCUGAAAACGCUUUUGAUGAGUAGGAAAUUCAGGGGAAAUUAGCAAGGGAAAUUAGUGUAGUAUUGGAAUAAUUAAAUGUGUGGAGUACUGCCUUCGUAUUAGAGUUUGUGUUGGUGUUGAGUCAGUUGGCCGGAUCAUUUUUAUGAUGUCUGAUGAGGAAGUGAUCCGGCGACGGUUAAUGAUAGAUGGAGAUGGCACCGGGGAUGACAGGCGACUUAAUAUGUUCUUGAAGAACCUCACUAAAUGGGCCAUGUCAGAUGAUGUGUCCGGUGCAGAUGGCUCACUUACUCACGAGCGGCUGAUGUAUCAGCUGAGCCAGUGCGAAUUCUCGAUAGCCAAGUCCCAGCUCUGCUGCCGCAUGAACGAGACAGAGCUGAAGAACUACGAGACCCUCUACAAGCAGAUCGACUCCAGCACAGAGGCCGUCAAAGCUGAAAUCGUCAAGGCCAAAGAGGAGCUGAACGCUGCCAAACAGAUCCGUCAGAACCGUAUGGAGUACGACGCGCUGGCCAAGGUGAUCGCUCAGCAGCCGGACCGUCAGCAGACAGAGGCCCGUCUCGCUCAGCUGCGCGCCGAUCUGGAGUCCCUGCAGAGCACACAGGGCGAGCUGGAUGACAAGCUGGAGAUGCGCCGCAAGCAGUUCCACGUGCUCAUCAGCUCGAUCCACCAGCUGCAGCAGCUGCUGGACGAGGAGCCCUCGGAGGAGGCCGCCGAGACGGCCGGCACCGCCGCCGGCAGCCCCAUGGACGCCUCCUGAGUCCCAGCCGGGCCCACCGGGACGGCGCCCAGACCGUCCCGACCAGUAACGAUCGCGUCAACUCAUUCGUUUGUAAUGUACCGCCGCUUGUCAAUGCGUUCAUGUGUAAAUACAUUCAGAUAGUUUCUGAA
This is a messenger RNA of Amphibalanus amphitrite, 910 nucleotides long. RefSeq names its product THO complex subunit 7 homolog. The coding region runs from base 165 to 779 and encodes 204 amino acids. Gene Ontology annotation, cellular component: THO complex part of transcription export complex. The transcript is spliced from 5 exons. The record is from RefSeq and is a predicted model, not a curated record. Lineage: Eukaryota; Metazoa; Arthropoda; Thecostraca; Balanomorpha; Balanidae. Gene Ontology annotation, biological process: mRNA export from nucleus; mRNA processing.